This is a messenger RNA of Striga asiatica, 3886 nucleotides long. NCBI's taxonomy places the organism in Eukaryota, Viridiplantae, Streptophyta, Magnoliopsida, Lamiales, Orobanchaceae. The record is from the annotation of a GenBank genome assembly.
GGCUAUAGUCCACUCCAAUACAUCUAUGGUUUUUCAUCUACACUUCAAAGCCUACCGUUGUGUCAUUUUUCCAUCUUGCGCGCGCUCACACAGACGCCCAACCAAAUACUUCACAGUCUGAGAUGGGAGAAAAGGGGAAAAAUCUGGUGUUUCUAGGAGCAGGAGCUCUGCUGGGUUCUACUGCUACAAUUGCUAUUUUGAAGCUGCUAAAGGCCAGGCGGGGUGGAAGGAAAUGUACUAUUGUGGAGACGAAUGAAUUGAACAGUAUGGCGGCUGAAUCGUGCAACCGUAAGGUCUUGGAGGAUGUGAACCAUGGACUUGCAGGUCCUGACCUGCUAAUUGAUGAAAUUGUGUCUGAACAAUUAACAAGGAACAUUCAGUUCUUUGGCUUGGAAAACCAGAAAAAAGUGGUGUCUUCUUAUGUUGUGGUAAUUGGUCUUGGGGGAGUUGGAAGCCAUGCUGCAUCUAUGCUUUUGAGGUCUGGUGUUGGCAAGCUUCUACUUGUCGAUUUUGAUCAGGUCUCAGUUUCAUCAUUGAAUAGACAUGCUGUUGCAACUAGAGAGGAUGUUGGUAUCCCGAAAGCCCUGUGCCUGAAGAAGCAUUUCUCAACUAUUUUCCCGGAGUGCCAUGUAGAUGCAAAAGUUUUACUAUAUGAUUCAUCUUCUGAAGAUGAAAUUCUGUCUGGGAAUCCUGAUUUUGUCCUAGAUUGCAUUGAUAACAUAGAUACAAAGGUUGCUCUUCUUGCUGCUUGUGUAAGGAGGGGUUUAAAAGUUCUGUCUGCAACAGGAGCUGGGGCAAGGGCUGAUCCAACAAGAAUCCGUGUGGCUGACUUAAGGGAAUCAACCAACGAUCCACUCUCUCGUUCGGUCAGACACCGUUUGAGGAAAGAUUACGGCAUUGAUGGUGGUAUUCCUGUAGUUUUCUCAUUGGAGAAACCCAAGGCAAAACUGCUUCCUUUCAAAGGACCAAGUGGAGAAGAAGAAAAUCCUUCAGAUUAUCAAAUUGUUCCAGGUUUUCGAGUUCGAAUCAUUCCAGUCCUUGGAACCAUUCCAGCAAUUUUUGGACAAAUCAUGGCUUCAUAUGUCGUAACUCAACUGGCGGGAAUGCAAGUUCACAUGGAACCAGUUGUUAAUUUUGAUAUGGAUCAUUAUCAUGUCCUCCAUCAGCGGCUUAUUGAGCAUGAGGAGUUGCAAUAUGGUACAGCAAUGCAUGUUGAGGUUGAUGUUGAGGAAGUUAUGUAUGUUGCUAAAGAGUUAUGGCAUUGCCGAAGUGCGAGAGACCAAUUGCCCAAAGAUGGACGUGGAAUGUGGCGUUCGGUCAAUGAGUUGAUGCUUGUCAGAUGGGACAGCACGAAGCCAGCUUCUAUCUCAAAUCUAAUUCUCCUAAAAUUUGCAGAGGCUGAUGAACAUGAAUCAAGGUCACUGGAAGAUAUAAGAGAAAAAGAAGCUGAAUUCUAUGCCAGGCUUCAGGAGGAACAAACUCAUUUGAAUCGGUUCCUGACCUUGAAAAGUCUAUGUACACACAAAUCGAUGGAUUCCCAUGCGUACGGCUUCUCAAUCUUUCAGGGGAAAUCGGCUGUUCAAGUUGAUCCUGGCCGUGGAAAUGUUGUUGCUCCAGUUGUUAGAUUUAAGAAUGCAAAGGAGCUGACUGAACCCGCUUCAGUCUUGGUUUAUCCAGAUGAGUUUGAAAGCUUACUUUCAAGGCGUGUACCUAUUAGGGAAAUAGUAUUGAGUGAUUCAAGUUUUGCUAGAAAUGUGGCUGGGAUUUUGGUUGAAUCUGGAACUCAUGUUCAAAAUAGUUUCAAAGGAUUCUCCCCAGAUGUAAAGUUUCCACAGGCAGAAUUUGCUCCAUACAGAAACAACAAUUUUGAGUGGAACCCGGCUGGAUCUGGAAUCAUGUGGAAGGCUUAUAAUUUUCCCAUCUUUUUGCUCUCUCAGAAUAGCACAUUGACCUUGCAAGAGGUUGCCUUGAAGAAUGAGAAGAACAAAAAAUCUUAUACUAAAGUUGUUUCUGAGUUUGAUUUAGUUAUGCAGACUACAAAAUCUGGUACUCAUAACUCUGACUCUUGUUUGAAAGAAGGAACUUGUCUUCCCUUGGGUGGAUACAGAAUGUUGCCUGGCCUGAUCUUGAUUUUUUACCUCCGUGCCUUUAAUUUUAAGGGCAGUGUCUGGUCAGCACUUCCACCAAUUAAAACUUCGUCUAAACUAAAUGGAAAACCAAUUGUGCUGGUGAUGACAUCUAUGGACUCUGCGUCCUUUUUCCGUGACAAAAGCCUAGGAGCCGAGUCCCCUAUAUCUGGUCUAGUUGCAUUGCUUGCUGUUGUUGAUGCACUAUCACGUCUGGAUGGGUUAGGACAGCUUAAUAAGCAGCUUGUCUUUGUGGUUCUCACUGGAGAAACUUGGGGCUAUCUUGGGAGCCGGAGACUUUUUCUAGAGUUUGAUCAACAAUCAGAGUCCAUGAAAGGCCUCAACCUGGAAAACAUUGGAACGGUAUUGGAAAUUGGGUCAGUGGGAAAGAGCUACCCUCAGGGCAUCAAAACCUUUUUUGCUCAUACUGCUGGGACUACAUCCGCUGUGAAUGGAACAUUAAAUGCACUACAACACGCGAAAGAUUCCUUGGCAUCUGAAAGCAUUUUGGUCAACGCAGCCAGUACAUCAAAUCCUGGGGUACCUCCAUCCUCGUUAAUGACAUUUUUGAGAAAGAAACCACUGAUUUCUGGGCUUGUGUUGGAAGAUUUUGAUUCUGCUUUCAGCAACGAGUUCUACCACAGCCAUUUUGAUGACCUAUCAAAUAUAAACUCCUCAUCCAUCACAGCAGCUGCUUCCCUUGUUGCCCGAACUCUAUAUAUCCUUGCUGGUGGUGAAAAUCCUUCAGCUAUAAAUAACAUAAAGAUCAAUUCUUCUUUAGUUGACGAGCUUAUCAGCUGCCUAUUGAAUUGUGAUCCCGGGCUAUCAUGUGAACUCGUGAAGCACUACAUUUCACCCUCAACAGCUUGCCCGAGCCAUUAUGUGGGUGUCAUAUUGGGAAAACCAUCAUCUACGCCUUAUCCUCCCUAUGUCGGCGAUGUUUCGAGGUUCGUGUGGAACUUUUUAGCUGAUAAGACUUCAAUACCAUCUAAAAAUGUAAGCUCCUCAUGCCCAAAGGAUUGCCAUGAUGUUGAUGAAUUGUGCAUUAGAGAAGAGGCUGAUGGAAAAGGAGUUUGUGUUAUCUCGACAACCAGGUAUGUCCCUGCAUAUUCGACCCGUUUGAAGUACGACGAUUCAGUCGAAAGCUGGACAGUGCAACCCAUUAAUUCCUCGGAUACUAUGGCCACUGAGGAUCCCAUUUGGACUGAAAGCAAUUGGGAUACAAUCAAUCUCCGGGUUUACACGGUCCAAACCUCUACCUAUGACAACCUAAUUUUAUUAUUGGGUAUUAUCAUUACCUUUUUGUCGUACCUCGUUAUAGCAAUAGCAAGAACUGUCAUAAGAAAAGCCUUGAAGCAGGACUGAAGACAUGAUUUCCCGCUAGUAAUCUUGAAAUCGCCUCUAUGCAAUCUAAUAUGAACAUUGCAUGGGAAAUUUUUAGUAAUUUACCAAUUUUUUGACUUGUUAACUGGAAGUGAAAGAAAAUAGUAUUGAUUAACAGAGGUCAGAAGUGAUUUGGGUGUGUAGAAUUCUUCGAGCUGUGUCUUUGUUUUAAGACUUGAUUGGAAAUUGGUAAUUGUUGUGUUAAGAGUAAUAUUGGAAUAUUAGAAAUUGGUGAUGUAUAUUUAAUGUGUAUUCAGUGCCUGGAUGAGAGCAGUUGUAGAAUUAAGGUCUCGUUGAGUCUUACGAUAUGCACUUUGCUUUUUAAGCUUGAAUUUUCAAUAAUGUCUGAAAAAAAAAAAUAUUGAAGGCCUAAAACA